AUGACCUCAACCUUCUUUGGAAAUUUGUCCCAAAGUUUCUUAAGUCUCCUUGAAAAUAAUGAAGAAUAUAACAUCAUCAUUGAAAUAGGAAAUGGUUCUUUGAAACAAUCGUUUAAGGCACAUGCAUCCAUUCUAUGCUGUCGUUGCCCUCAUCUCUAUAAUGAGUUGAAAGAUGGCAAGGGAAAUAUCCGAACCAUUACGAAACCGAAUAUUCCAGUAAAAGCUUUUGGCAUCAUUAUCAAAUCUUUGCCAUCCGAUAUUAAAAUUUCAUCGAAAGUUCUUCCGACUCGAAAAACUCCGGAUAGUCUUUACCCCGAGUCAAAAAUAGCUGCAAUUAUUGAAAAUGAAGAAUACGGCCCCCGAUUUGGAGCUACUGAUCUAAGCAU
Messenger RNA from Acaulospora morrowiae, 386 nucleotides. The record is from the annotation of a GenBank genome assembly. Lineage: Eukaryota; Fungi; Glomeromycota; Glomeromycetes; Diversisporales; Acaulosporaceae.